AUGGAUAAAGAUCUUUUAGGCUUCUCUUUGUCAAAUGAAUCCAAGGAAGAAGCCUAUUAAAUCAAGCUUUUCCUUAAUUCUUCACCUCAAUCAAAUUAUUGA
Messenger RNA from Paramecium tetraurelia, 102 nucleotides. RefSeq lists its product as uncharacterized. The record is from RefSeq and is a predicted model, not a curated record. The transcript has a single exon. NCBI's taxonomy places the organism in Eukaryota, Ciliophora, Oligohymenophorea, Peniculida, Parameciidae.